Messenger RNA from Phytophthora nicotianae INRA-310, 207 nucleotides. RefSeq lists its product as hypothetical. The record is from RefSeq and is a predicted model, not a curated record. The transcript has a single exon. Bases 1 to 207 code for a protein of 68 amino acids. Lineage: Eukaryota; Oomycota; Peronosporomycetes; Peronosporales; Peronosporaceae.
AUGUCCAAGCUGCUGAAGCUGUUGAUAUCAUUUUUGGAAGUAUCAGUGCUCAUGACGUCCGCCAACCCGCUGGCCGCACUUAUGACAAUGCGGGUGAGGUGGUACCGUCUGGUGUUACUCUCCUACUUGCAGCCGUUGGCCUACUCGAUGAAGCGGACGUAUUUCUCGACGUUGGGGCUGGUGUUGGCAACGUGCUUGCGCAGGUAG